AUGGCUCCCGCACGCAAGAAGUGGUCCAAGGGCAAGGUCAAGGACAAGGCCCAGCACGCCGUCGUCCUCGAGAAGCAGACUAUCGAGAGACUCAACAAGGAUGUCCAGUCCUACCGUCUCAUCACCGUCGCUACCCUCGUCGAUCGUCUGAAGAUCAACGGCAGCUUGGCCCGUAAGGCUCUUGCUGACCUUGAGGAGAAGGGUCAGAUCAAGAAGGUUGUCGGCCACUCCAAGAUGAACAUCUACACCCGUGCCGUCACCGCCGAGUAA
Messenger RNA from Aspergillus tanneri, 270 nucleotides. It is a transcript of the gene RPS25, whose product is annotated as 40S ribosomal protein eS25. The coding region runs from base 1 to 270 and encodes 89 amino acids. The record is from RefSeq and is a predicted model, not a curated record. Gene Ontology annotation, molecular function: structural constituent of ribosome. Gene Ontology annotation, cellular component: cytosolic small ribosomal subunit. The transcript has 4 exons. Lineage: Eukaryota; Fungi; Ascomycota; Eurotiomycetes; Eurotiales; Aspergillaceae.